Messenger RNA from Acromyrmex echinatior (Panamanian leafcutter ant), 1366 nucleotides. RefSeq names its product U11/U12 small nuclear ribonucleoprotein 48 kDa protein. The record is from RefSeq and is a predicted model, not a curated record. NCBI's taxonomy places the organism in Eukaryota, Metazoa, Arthropoda, Insecta, Hymenoptera, Formicidae. Gene Ontology annotation, cellular component: cytosol; nucleoplasm; U12-type spliceosomal complex.
UUAAGCGUAUUCUAACCUUAAUUCGACAUACAACAUUAUUAUCAAAAUUUACCUUUGUGCCAUAUAAUUUGAAAGGACGGAUUGAAGUUCUAACUUUAUAUGAUGAUUUGAUUGUUUAUUUAAAUUUUCCCAUGGGAGACAGAAUUGAAAUGAAUAUGUUAAAGAAUAUAAACGACUCUCGUGAGCAACAAUUAGAGAAACUGAAGAACUUUACUGAUACAAUUAACGAAGAAAUUACCAAUAUCGUUGGAAUGUUAGGUUGGACAAUGGAGAGCAUAAUGGACGUGGACAAGGAAUAUUUCAUAUGUCCGUAUGAUCCAUCCCACCGGUUAACAGAAGCCUCUCUCAAUGAUCAUCUUGUCUCUUGUCAAUGGAAAGCUGAAGGUUACGGAAAGCUAGAUGUCCCAUUAUCAGAACCAACUCUACCAGAGGAUUCACCAUUCUGUAUAAAGUUUGAUGAGCAACUGCAAGAACAAGUUCUCCAAGAAACUUUUAUUGUUUUAUCUUUUAUGAUUGUAUUGUUACAACUAUAUGAAAAAAAUAAAUUCUUAACACUGAUAAUAGGUAUGGGUGAGCGGUUAGUACCGCGUACAUCUGAUAGGAUUGUCAUAGAUUUCACCAGCGAUGAAAGAAAAGCACUAUAUGACUACGUCAUCGCUAAUACCGCAAAGCCAGACAUUGGAGAAGACAUUACAAAUAUUAAUAAUUUGGAGCCACAAGAAAAAGAAGAUAAAAAGUUAUCAUUUUUGGAAUUGUUAAUACAAGAGCGAAACUUGAAAAGGCGUCGAGUAAAGCAUAAAGGCGUUCAUACAAACAAAAGAUCUUAUAUUGAAAUUCUCAGAGAAGUGAUUAAUCAACAAAUGGAAAUAUUUGUAGAUUAUGUCUCUGAACAAAGUAAUUCUGGACAUGUAACAGAUGUUCGCAACACCGAAACAGAUGAUUUAAAUUAUGAACAAGAUAGAACUGAACGCUUAUACAAAGUAUUUCAUUCUUCCCGUAACAAUGAUGAAUAUAAUUCUAGAGAAAAAAAUGGUCAUCACCACAAGAAAAAAAGAGAGCAUUCAGAAGAAAGAAAUUAUCAUCGAUCAAGAGAACGAGAUAGACAAAAAAGAUAUUUGGAUGAAACAGACAGAAAGCACAAGCAUGAACAUAGAAAUACAGAAAUUUCAUCGCAUUCGAGAGAACAGAAGUCGCACAAAAAAGACAAAUAUCAAAGCAAAGACAAACACAAAAAUAAAUAUCAUGAAAAGAAACAUAAAUCUGGAGAUCGCGAUAAAUCAUCAGAGAGACAUUCAAAGCAUAGUGAUCAUAAACGUGCGCGAAAAAACAAAAAUAAAGAAUACUAGCUGUGAACUAAUUAUGAAAA